Molecule: messenger RNA, 498 nt
Organism: Colletotrichum costaricense
Lineage: Eukaryota; Fungi; Ascomycota; Sordariomycetes; Glomerellales; Glomerellaceae
Exons: 2
Coding region: 1-498 (165 amino acids)
Source: RefSeq, a predicted model, not a curated record
AUGCGACUGAUCUCUCUCUCUCUCUUUCUCGCGAAUGCUUGUCACUUUCCACCUCCACUUCCACCUCCUCUAAGGAUACAUCCUGUGCUGCCGCUACCGCCGACGCCGCUCUGCCCUCUGCCCCGUCCGCCUUGUCUUUCUUGGCUCUCGACGUACAUGGUAGAGCUUCAUCUGCUACCCUUGCUCGGCUUCAAACAGCUUCCUGAUCUCCUCGACCGCGGCACCUUGCCUGGCCCUACGUCGGCAUCCCGCCUUGAGCCCUGGGUCCGAUCUGCCCUGUCUAUUGUCUUAACCCAGGCCUGUCUGUACUAUCCUGGUUCUCUGAGCUCGAGGCACCUCCAUCUUGUUCUCGGCUGCCGUGGGCGCGCGCGCGCUCUCUCACCUCACUCCUCCCCUGAUUGCACUGCAAAAAGAGUACAUGGACAUAUUAUUUCAUCCAGUCUCCCGAUCUUCACGCGCAAUUACCAGUUUUACCGUCGGGCACCGACAUUCAUAUAA